AUGGGCGUUAUAAAACGGUCCCAGGUUUACAUCGGUCCCAUUGCCGUCCUUGGCCGCAAACUCCAGAGAAUUGCCCGUGCUCUUCACGGUGCUAAGAUCCAACGUCGGGGAUUGGCUCAGGCUCUGAUUGCCAUAUUCGCCAGAAAGAAUGGCCGGCCCGCUCGGGUCGUCGUUGGCCGCGAUCGUGCGCAACUUCAUCGGCAACCGAACCGUCACCUUGUCGCCGACGGACCACUCACGCGUGAUGGCCGCAUAACCACCCGGCGUCGUCCGCACGUCGCUGCUGACCUUUUGACCGUUAACGCUGACCUCGGCGCUGCCGGAAACCCAGCUGGGGAUCCGCACAGACAAGGUCCAGCUGCCACCGCCGGCACCCGACACGGUCAAGGUCGUGGUGUCGCCGAGGGGGAACUCGGUCUCCUGCGUCACGACCACGCCGUUCUUAUCAUCCCACUGCACGGCCGAGGGGAUGAACAGGUUCACGUACAGGGCGCUGUUGUCGCGGCUCCGGAAGUAGAUGCUGUCCAUCAGCUUGGUGUUGGUCUCGAUUCCCGUCCCCUGGCAGCACCAGAAGCUUUCGUAAUCCGUGCUCCACGUGCCGCCUCCCCAGGCCGGGCCGACUCCCCUUCGGCCGCCCGGGUUCAGCGGUGUAAAGUAGGUGACGUGGCCGUGCCCAUCGUGCGGGUCCUGCUGGCCCAGCAGGUGGUUGAGCAGUGCACGCUCGUAAAAGUCAAACUUGGCCGUGUCGUUCAUGCUCGGCGCGGCGUCGUGCAUAAACAACUCCCGCGUCAGCUUAAGCAUGUUGUACGUGUUGCAGGCCUCGGCCGUGUCCUUGACCAGGUAUCCGGCGAUGGCGUUGGGCGCGCGAAAGUGCUCCGACUGGCUGUUGCCGCCGAUGGCGUACGUGUGGGCCUCGACGGUAAUGUCCCAGGCGUUGCGCGCAAUGUCCAGGUACCGCUGCUCCUUGGUGGCCUUGUACUCGCGCGCGGCGCCGAUCCACUUGGGAACCUGGGUGUUGGCGUGCAGGCCGUCGAGCGAGUCCUUGUCCUGAGCGAGCGGGUCCAGCACGGCGGCGUGGUCGAACCUCCGCGCCGCCGUCAGCCAGCGCUGUUGGCCGGUCUGGUGGAAGAUGUCGGCGAGGACCUCGCUCAUGCCGCCAAACUCGGUGCCCAUCAUGCUCUGCAUCUGCGCGUACGUCAGGUUCCCCGUCCGCGCGUCGACCCAGCCCGCCAUGUUGAGCAGGACGUCCUUGGCCUUGGUGCUGCCCACGUUCCGCCACACGUCGAGCAGCCCGGCCAUGGUCUUGUGGAUGGCGUAGUAUGGCACGUUGCCGUUGGUGAGGGUGCCCUGCUCCACGGCUGUGAUGUCGGACUCUGGGAAGCCCGAGAGGUAACCGGUCUUGAAACCAGCUGCGGCGUUGUUGUCCUGGCACUUGGCCAGCUCCUCGACGAACUUCUCGGCCCGGCUGCGGCAUUCGUCAUCCUUGAGGACGGCCCAGCAGUUGGCCCAGGCCGUGAGGAAAUGACCUUGGACAUGGCUGCGGAAGGGGAAGGUGGGUGCAUCCCAGCCGCCAUUGGCUUGGGCGCCAUUGGUGGACAAGUUGUGGUUUGCGCGGAAGUUGUAAAGCAGACGGUCGAGGUCGACAAACUUGAUAUAAGUCAGGGUGCGGUCCUGGUUGUCUCGGAAACGGCCCUGGUUGAGCGUCACCUGGGACAGGUCAAAGGCCAAGGUGGAGUCGCCAGUGUCGUUGAAGACGGGCUGCACAGGCGACUGGGCAACGACAUAGGUGGCUGUGCUUGCCAGCCAGACGAUGUAACUGAAGUCAUGAUCCCUGCGUCACGAGCUUGCAAUGUCGCAGGACGCAACAAGGCAAACCCAGAUCGUCGUCAGGACCAGGUUCGUCCCCGCCACGAACGUAUCCGCAACUUCCUUCCCCAAGUCGGUCCCCAACGCCCUGAACCCCUCAACCACCCCCAUUCGGUCCUCGAGUCCCAUCUCCUGACUCAUCUUGACCUUGCCCUCCAACCUAUCCAGCACGACCUCCACCCCGACGAUGUUCUUCUUCAUCACGUCAAUGUACCUCUCGGGCGCAUCCCCUACCCGCCACUGCUUCCCAUCCUCGUAGCCCAUCAGGUGGCCCUCACAGUGGCCCGUCAACGCCUCGACCUGCGCCUGCAGGAAGUCGCCGGUCCGCGCGUCGGCGUGGUCGUAAAACACGCGCACCCUGCCGUAGCCCCUGACGGCGCUGUAGUUCCAAGUCGGCACCACUUUGCCCGUCGCCGGCUUGGUGGCCGUGUAGAAGCUCGCCGUGACGUAGUGGCCGGGAGGUCCGUUGAAGAGCACCGUGGCCUCGGAUUCGACCACGCCGCCCGAUGCACCGGCCGCUGUCGAGAGCGUCUUGGCUUGCGGGUUGGAUCGCGCCAUAUGACCGCGCAGCACACCGAGCUCCGUCUCAGACGUCUCCUGCAGAACCCAUGGGAUGUGCGUGAGCUGGAUGCCCGAGUCGGGGAGGGCCGUGAUUAA
Molecule: messenger RNA, 2523 nt
Organism: Pyricularia grisea
Lineage: Eukaryota; Fungi; Ascomycota; Sordariomycetes; Magnaporthales; Pyriculariaceae
Exons: 4
Coding region: 1-2523 (840 amino acids)
Source: RefSeq, a predicted model, not a curated record